Fusarium verticillioides 7600 is the source of this 903-nucleotide messenger RNA. RefSeq lists its product as hypothetical. The coding region runs from base 1 to 903 and encodes 300 amino acids. The transcript is spliced from 2 exons. Lineage: Eukaryota; Fungi; Ascomycota; Sordariomycetes; Hypocreales; Nectriaceae. The record is from RefSeq and is a predicted model, not a curated record.
AUGAUGCGCGAUAUUUAUUCCCGUUCCGUAACGACUAUAAUCUGCCUUUCAACCGCCGAUAAGAAAAUAUCGGCUGCGCCUCAAUUCGGUUCCAAUCAACCACGAGGGUUCGGAGGAAACGCCGGACUAUGGGACCCACCAGCGGCUAAAAAAGUAAACGCUGGGUUUGAAUGGCUCACGAACCAGCCACUUCAAGGUUCUACAAGUCUUGUCGACAUUUUCUGGAAGGAUUGUUACAAUGGAGGGCCUCAUCCUGAGACUCUGGAGUCCUUCGUGAGGUUUCUUCAAUCUCCCUGGUGGACACGGUCGUGGGUAUACCAGGAGUUUGUCUGUUCGCCAAAAAUCCACUUUGUGUUUGAAGACGAUGGUGAUUCUUGGGAGAGGAUAUCGACACGUCUGACCUCAGACCCUGGCUUUUGGUGCGAUGUGUGGAAAAAUCGUCUCACGGGCAAGGAUCACCAAGAUAUCGUGCGCGCCAAGGAUGAACAAUUUGAUCAGCAACGCGCGCAGAAGAGUGCCGAGGAAGGCGAAGGAGAGUCAGAGCGUGGGACGAGCAUUCUGAGUUUCGAAGAACAGGUGCACAAGCAAGUUGAUUCCCUCAUAAAAGAACUCACCGCUCCGAAUGUGGAAAAUGAAGUAGGGGACUUGCGCAUUCUUCUUCGUAACGCGCGGAACUUUCAGGUCUCGGAUCCAAGAGACAAGAUAUACGCAUUCAUUGGGCUUGCGCGGAACGACUACGGCUUCAAGCCUAGCUAUUCACCCGAGAAUACGCCUGCACAUGUCUACUCGGACGCGGCACGAUGGAUUGUCGAGAUUGACCGAGAUCUAAACUACGUUCUUGAGCAAGCAUUUGUCGGCAGACGUGACCUGGGCUUCUUUCUUCCCACGUGGGUUCCAGACUAG